GCUGCUUUAUCGGAUUGUUGCUUGUCCAUUUGCACUGUGCAUGAAACGUCACACUAUAAUCGAAUGCAAGCAAUAUCAUGUCGCUCGAUGCUUUUAUAAUUUUGAGCCGCUCGGUACCAUCAACUGUCAGUUUGUUAUCACGCAGAACAUGUGGGGGUUGCAAUAAUUAUAUAAGUAUGCAUGUGCACUGCACAAUGAAUAAAUUAAUAUCUUUCACUCAGCUAGCAGAUGUUAAGUCCGUUACAGAGACAUGCAAGGUGCACACAUUUUGACCGUUCCUUAAGAAAUUUGCAAACGUUUCCUUAUCAGUGUUCCGCACAUCUGUACUAAAUUUCGCAUACAACAUAUGCACAAAACAGAUAUACUUUCUUUGAACUUCUUACCAUCUAUAUUCAUCAAGUUGAUAAUAUAUAAUGACGAAAAACUGCGUCCUUCUGUUAGUAUCAGUUUGAAACUCCAACAACACUACGACGAUGUCAGCAGAUCAAUCCUCGCCUAUGGCAGCGCCAAACAACAGCGGAACCAAUGACAUUUACACUAACGAGUUGUGGUCCGAGGACGGGGCAAUGGCUAUGCUGGAGGCUGAACUAUUGAGAAGCGACGCUGCACCUGCCGACGCCGGCCUGUUUGAUGAAGAAAACUCAUUAAUGGAACUAUUGACCAGAGCUGAAAAGCAACUCAAGGAGCAAAACCUCUGGCAGCCACUUCAUCAAACGGAUCGACGUCAGCAACAGGUUUCCAGCCCCGAUCUCCCUCCCCCUUCAUCGCCGCAUUGCCAGCAGCUUGUAAUAUACACGUCGCCACCACCCGCCACCCGAGCUGCUGCGAUCCCCCCCGCCUUCACCGUCACAUCACACCAACAAGUCCGGAUACCCCCCGCCCCCACAACAAGAAUCUCCCCCGCCUUCACCGUCACAUCACACCAACAAGUCCGGAUACCCCCCGCCCCCACAACAAGAAUCCCCCCCGCCUUCACAUCACACCAACAAGGUUGUCCCCCCGCCGCCGCUGCCUCCACCGCUCAUCCUUAUAGUCGUCCACGCGCAAUCUUAGGAUCUAACUCUAUGCGACAUGAAUUUGAUUUCGAUGGCCUGAUAAGAUUUUCAGAUCCAUCCCGACGUCGUACAAUUGCGUUAAAACAUUUAUCCGAUGCAUUUCAGUAUCCUGUUUUAGGCGCGCGUGUUGUGCGCUCCUACAACAAGGAUGCUGUUAUCAUUAGGGUAGCAAAUGUAGGACGUCGGGGCAACGAAGAUGCCGAAAUUGAAACAUUCAUGCCGCAUAGAUUUACUGCUAAGAUUACGCGUGCGAAUGUACAGUCAUUUAAUUCAGGUUGCCACAAUUUAAUAAUGCAAGUUGUACAUAAUGAAGGUCGUUCCUCUGAUAUAAGGCUGAAUCGACGGUCGCGACAGCGGCCGUAGAUUCAGCUGAUCAGAGGAACAUUUUUAAAUUAAUAAUAUUUAAAAUUUUAAAUUUUUUUUUUUUUUUUUUUUUUUUAAAUUGUGGCAAUUUGAAUUAAAGGAUUAGGUUUCUUUUUCUUCUUGUUCAAUUAUAAUAAAUUAUAUAUAUAUAUAUGUUGAUUAUUGCACUUCAUUUAACUUACCUUGUGUGUGUGCG
This is a messenger RNA of Nilaparvata lugens (brown planthopper), 1614 nucleotides long. RefSeq lists its product as uncharacterized. Bases 474 to 1418 code for a protein of 314 amino acids. The record is from RefSeq and is a predicted model, not a curated record. NCBI's taxonomy places the organism in Eukaryota, Metazoa, Arthropoda, Insecta, Hemiptera, Delphacidae. The transcript is spliced from 2 exons.